CUCUUACUCAACUCUCUCUCUCUCUCUCUCUCUCUCUCUCUUAAUUGUUGGAUAUCUUUGAAGGCUCUGUCUUUUGAGGGCUCCCCCACUGAAGAAUAAUGGCUGUGCUUAUUCUUCUUCUUCUUCUCUUUGCAGCUUCUGCAGUUGCAGCUGAUGAAGAUGCAUUUAUUGGUGUGAACAUAGGAACGGACCUCUCAGACAUGCCACAUCCAACUCAAGUAGUAGCCCUCCUCAAAGCCCAGCAAAUCCGACACAUCCGCCUUUACAAUGCUGACCGUGCGAUGCUCCUUGCUCUUGCAAACACAGGCAUCCAAGUCAUGGUCUCUGUCCCAAAUGAACAGCUCCUUGGAAUUGGCCAAUCAAACUCCACUGCGGCUAACUGGAUCUCCCACAAUGUCGUGGCACAUUACCCAGCCACCAAUAUCACGGCCAUAUCUAUUGGUUCUGAGGUGCUAACUACCAUUCCAAAUGCAGCAACAGUCCUUGUCAAUGCCCUCAAGUUCAUUCAUUCAGCCCUUGUGGCAUCCAAUCUUGACCGUCAAAUUAAAGUUUCAACACCUAUCUCUUCCUCCAUUAUCCUUGAUUCAUUUCCUCCUUCUCAAGCCUUCUUUAAUCGCUCAUGGAAUCCAGUUUUGGUCCCCAUGUUGAAUUUCUUGCAGUCCACAGGCUCAUAUUUGAUGCUCAACAUUUACCCUUACUAUGACUAUAUGCAAUCAAAUGGUGUAAUUCCCUUAGAUUAUUCACUCUUCAAGCCUCUUCCUCCAAAUAAAGAAGCUGUUGAUGCUAAUACGCUUCUCCAUUACUCCAACGUCUUUGAUGCAAUGGUUGAUGCAGCAUACUUUGCCAUGGGUUUUCUAAAUUUCACCAACAUUCCUGUGAUGGUGACAGAAUCAGGAUGGCCCUCAAAAGGUGAUUCUAAUGAACCUGAUGCAACAUCAGAAAAUGCCAACACCUAUAACAGCAAUUUGAUAAGGCAUGUGCUGAACAAAACUGGAACUCCCAAGCACCCUGGAAUUGCUGUUAGUACCUAUAUUUAUGAGCUCUAUAAUGAGGAUAUGAAGCCUGGGCCGGUCUCAGAGAAGAACUGGGGAUUGUUUGAUGCAAAUGGGGCGCCCAUUUACAUUUUACACUUGACAGGAUCAGGAAUGGUGUUAGCAAAUGACACUACGAACCAAACUUACUGUACUGCAAGGGAUGGUGCUGAUCCAAAGAUGCUGCAGGCUGCAUUAGAUUGGGCUUGUGGACCCGGCAAGGUGGAUUGCUCACCUUUGUUGCAGGGAGAACCAUGCUAUGAACCAGACAAUGUGCUUUCUCAUGCGACUUAUGCUUUUGACACUUACUAUAAUCAGAUGAGGAAGAGUUCUGGGUCGUGUGACUUCAAUGGGGUGGCUGCUAUCACCACCACAGAUCCAAGUCAUGGUUCUUGUAUAUUUGCAGGAAGUGUUGGCAAGAAUGGCUCCUUGGUAAAUAUCACAGCUCCAUCCAUGAAUUCCACAAGUUCAGACUCCUCAGGCCACAGUAUUCACAUCAGUGGUUUAACAAGCAUCUUCAUGGUUAUCAGAGUUCUAAUAUGGAGUCUAGUAUUCUUGUAGAUGGAACCUACUGCAGCCCUCGUUCAAAAGUUUUGAAAUAGAUGGUUCUUGGAGGAGCUUUUUUCCCCUUUGGAGAUUGUUCAGUUAGUGAACAGGUAGUUUAGAGAAAGUGGUCCAAUCAAAUUUUGUACAAAAACAAGCUGAAGGGGCUUCAUCUACAUUGUUAUUCUUUUCAAAUGGAUUAUGAUCCAUUAUUCUUCUUUUA
Molecule: messenger RNA, 1797 nt
Organism: Corylus avellana
Lineage: Eukaryota; Viridiplantae; Streptophyta; Magnoliopsida; Fagales; Betulaceae
Product: glucan endo-1,3-beta-glucosidase 2
Biological process (GO): carbohydrate metabolic process
Molecular function (GO): hydrolase activity, hydrolyzing O-glycosyl compounds
Source: RefSeq, a predicted model, not a curated record